Messenger RNA from Guillardia theta CCMP2712, 837 nucleotides. RefSeq lists its product as hypothetical. The coding region runs from base 1 to 837 and encodes 278 amino acids. NCBI's taxonomy places the organism in Eukaryota, Cryptophyceae, Pyrenomonadales, Geminigeraceae. The record is from RefSeq and is a predicted model, not a curated record. The transcript has 5 exons.
AUGCCUCCCUCGCCCCCUUUCCUCACUCGUGCUCUCGUGAGAUCUUCCCUUCCCAUCGCGUCGCUUUCUCGCCAUGUACAUCGAUCUCGAGUCACGUUCACGCAUCUUGACGGGACGCCCGGGCCUCUCCAUCAGGCGCCAAGACAUGUCCUGUCCUCUUUGUGGCACGUGCAAGGAGUGCUUGGAUGCAGUGGCAGAAGGGCGACGGGAGAUAGGUGGGCGACUACGGGAGCGGGAGCGGAGAAAGGGAAGGAGACAACUGUACAGGUAGUUAUGUCGACCAAGACACCAUCAGCAGGGGGGGUCGGGAGCGCAGCGGCGGAGGAAAGCAGCAACAAGGAAAGGGGAGAGGCAGGGGACGGAGCAGAGGCAGGGGCGGGAAAGACAGGAGUGGAGGCAGUAUCGACAACGGCGUCUCCUUCAGCAGGCGGGAAGGGAGAGUCACCACGAAAGGAGGAAAAAGACAGAAAAAGCAAAACAGGGGCGUCGACAGCGAAUGUCCCAACAUCGAAAUCAUCUCCGAUGAACAGCAAGCGUUUGAACGAAGAUGAAUGGAAAAAAGUGUUCGAAUGUCCCACAUGCAGAGCUCGCUUCCCCAUGUGGAAGAAGCUGUCGGUUCAUCUUAAAAGGCGCAAGCAUAUCCUGCGCGGGGUCGUGAAAACUUGGAAAGAGGUCAAGGAGCUGCUUCAGGUUUUGUUUGUCGUUGUACUUCAGAUCGUUGACAUGCUCAGAAACAUUUAUCGGAUGCAUGACAUUGACAAGCCACCGAAGUUGACUAGGAUGGAUAGGGACACACGGUUGCCAAAGAAAAAGGGAAAGGUUCAGCCAGGGGCAUGA